Messenger RNA from Aureobasidium musti, 1761 nucleotides. Lineage: Eukaryota; Fungi; Ascomycota; Dothideomycetes; Dothideales; Saccotheciaceae. The record is from the annotation of a GenBank genome assembly.
AUGGACGCCUCGGACUCCAAGAAAGCGCGAUUCAGCGACCCGCACACCUUCUCCCUCUUUCGUCUUGUCCGCGAUCAAGCUCGCAUCAGUCCAGAUGUUCUGGCACAUCGUUAUGAGGGCUCAGGUACAACAGACGAUCCCUACCUGGUUAUCUGGGUGCCUGAAGAUGCUGGCAACCCCCUGAACUGGUCCACAUCAUUCAAAUGGAUCGUGACUAUGACUGUUGCAAUGUCAUGUUUUGCUACUGCCUUUGCUUCCAGUGCCUUCAGCGGAGCUAUUCGUGAACUGGUGUUCGGCUUCCAUGCUUCGACAGAGCUCAUCACUGCAGGCGUGUCUCUCUUCGUUCUUGGGUUUGCUCUAGGCCCUCUCGUAUGGGCACCUCUCAGCGAGACCAUCGGUCGCCANAAAGUCUUCUUCUUGACAUUUGCAUUGUUCACUGCUUUCCUUGCCGGUUGCGCUGGAGUCAACAACAUCGGUAGUCUGCUUGUCUUGAGAUUCUUCGCCGGCUCCUUUGGUUCUUCGCCCUUCACAAACGCUGGAGGUGUUAUCUCGGAUAUCUUCUCGGCUCAGGAACGUGGUCGUGCUAUCACCAUCUUCAGUCUGGCUCCCUGUCUCGGUCCUGCCAUUGGACCUCUUGUUGGUGGUUUCCUGGGUGAGAACGAAGGUUGGCGAUGGGUACAAGGCCUGCUAGCCAUCUUUGCUGGUGUUUUGUGGAUCCUUGGCUCUAUCAUCGUGCCUGAGACCUACGCGCCUGUUCUGCUCAGACGUCGCGCGGAAGAACUUUCCAAGAGAACCGGCAUGGUCUACCAGACCAAGUUUGAUGCUGAAAGAGGCCCCGUCUCGCCUAAGCAGAUGGUUUCGACUGUCCUCAUUCGCCCUUGGAUCUUGCUCUUCACUGAGCCAAUUGUUCUGCUUCUGUCCAUCUACAUCGCUAUCAUCUAUGGAACUCUCUACUUACUCUUUGCUGCUUUUCCAAUCGUAUUCCAGAUUCACCGUGGCUGGAGUGAAGGUGUUGGUGGCCUGGCAUUCCUGGGAGUCGCUUUUGGCAUGUUCGCUGCCAUCAUCUUCUCCCUCUACUCUCACAGAUGGUAUAUGGCAGCAGCAGCCAAGAACGGCGGAUUUGCUCCUCCUGAAGCACGUCUUGUUAUCGGCAUGGUCGGCUCCGUUGCUCUCCCCAUCGGCAUGUUCUGGUUCGCUUGGACAAACGGCCCUUCUAUCCACUGGAUCUCGCCUAUCAUGGCCGGCGCACCCUUUGGCUUCGGACUGACUCUUGUCUUCCUGUCCGUGACUUCUUACCUCAUCGACGCCUAUGUCAUCUACGCCGCAUCCGUACUAGCCGCAAACACCGUCCUCCGCUCCCUCUUCGGUGCCGCAUUCCCUCUGUUCACAAGAAUCAUUUACGAACGCCUCGGCAUCCACUGGGCUUCGUCCAUCCCCGCCUUCCUCGCCCUCCUCUGCGUACCUCUACCUUUCUUCUUCUACAAGUUCGGCGCCAGAAUCAGAGCCAAGUGCAAGUAUGCCGCCGCCGCAGAAAAGGCAGUCUUGAUGUUCCACGCAAAGGCUGCAGCAACCACCGUAACGGAAAGAGGAAGCAGCUCAAGCAGUGACGAAGUUGACCUUGAGAAGGCUGAAGUCAAGGACCCGAUGGAGCUUACAAGAGCCAAAACCAAUGAUACAGUCAGAGAUGCUGCUGCAAUCUAUGAGGCUAGCCCUUACGACAUUGAUCGUGUCAACACCAAGAACUCAGUUUCUGGUCUUUGA